Penicillium argentinense is the source of this 183-nucleotide messenger RNA. RefSeq lists its product as uncharacterized. The transcript is spliced from 2 exons. Lineage: Eukaryota; Fungi; Ascomycota; Eurotiomycetes; Eurotiales; Aspergillaceae. The coding region runs from base 1 to 183 and encodes 60 amino acids. The record is from RefSeq and is a predicted model, not a curated record.
AUGCAGUUCACCACUGUUGCCCUCUUCUUCUUCGCUGCCAUGGGCGCGAUUGCCAACCCUGUUGAGGCUGAUGGUCUCGAGGCUCGGGAGGAGGCUGGUGCUCUCAUCACAUACACCGGAUGCACCAAGGAUGGCAAAAAGUGCACAUUUGACAGCGUUAACAAGAAGGUCACCUGCGACUAG